AUGGCUGCCGCCAACAACAUGUACAACCUCACCACGCUCAUCAAGAGACUCGAAGCUGCGACGUCUCGGCUCGAAGACAUUGCCACCUCUACAGAUCUUGCCAAGGAUGGCACCAGCCCUCGCCAGGCCGCUCAACCUCCUCCGACAGCAACUUCCUUGGCCCCUCCGACGCCUGCGCAGGCCCUUACUCCGAAGCCAACCCCCAAAGCUGCGCAAGAAGAACCCAUCCCGGAAGCUCUAGAUGACUUUGACCAACUCAUCAGCUCUUCCGUUCAGAACUAUGUCACGCUCAGCAACGGCCUGGGGGGUGGCGUAGUUGCCAAGCAGGCCAAUGAAGUCCUGAAAGGCUUUCUAGAGCAGAGACGGUUCUUGCUGCUCACAACAAAGGCUGCCAAGCCCGAUCCGUCGGCUUUGAUGAGCAUACUGAAGCCCAUCUACGAUGUCGUGGCGGCCGUUACGGAGCUGAAGGAUGCAAACCGGCCGGAUCCAAUGUAUUCCCAACUCAGCGCGGUUGCAGAUGGCAUCAUGGCCUUGGCGUGGAUUGCCCUGGACAGCCGUCCGUACAAGCAUGUCGAAGAAUCCUUCAGCUCGGCCCAGUUCUUCGGGAACCGGGUGCUCAAAGAACAGAAGGACAAGGAUCCCAAGCAAGUCGAAUGGGUCCAGGCAUUCUACCAAGUCCUCCGCGACUUGGCCGGCUAUAUCAAGCAACAUUUCCCAUCGGGCAUCCCUUGGAACGCACGAGGCGAGCCGGCCCAAAUCGUGGCCAAGUCACUGUCGCAACAGCCCUUGCAAAGUGGCUUGCCACCAGCAGCACCAGCAGCACCAGCAGCACCAGCAGCACCAGCAGCAGCACCAGCAGCACCAGCAGCAGCACCAGCAGGACGCGGCGGCUCAGCGCCUCCCCCUCCACCCCCGCCUCCUCCCGGACCAGCCCCCAUGCUGGAUAUCAAGACGGAAAACAAGACGGACGGAGGGCCUGCGACUUUGGGAGGAGGAGGAUUUGGUGCCGUAUUCUCGGAACUUAACAAGGGCUCGGAUAUCACGAGCGGUCUUCGCAAAGUUGACGGAAUGGAGAUGACGCAUAAAAACCCAUCCUUGAGGACGCGGAGUCGAGUUGGAGACCGACAAGUCUCGUCACGGGGCAAAAGUCCGGCUCCAGGCAAGAAGCCGAAGCCAGAGAAUAUGCGUGUCAAAAAGCCAGCCAAGAGAGAACUCGACGGCAACAAGUGGACUAUCGAAAACUACGAAAAAGAGGCCGAGCCUGUUGAGAUCCAAACGACCCUCGUUCAGUCGGUGCUGAUUAGUAGAUGCAACAACACUACCGUCAUCCUCAAAGGCAAGGCCAAUCAAGUGACGGUUGAAAAUUCAAGCCGUCUCUCUCUAGUUGUCGACACCUUGGUUUCUACGGUGGACGUGAUCAAGGCCCAGAACUUUGCAUUGCAGGUUACCGGGACGCUUCCAACCGUUAUGCUGGAUCAGGUUGACGGCGGGCAGAUUUACUUUAGCAAAGAGAGCAUUGCCACCAAGGUCUUCAGCAGUAAGUCUUCGGGCAUCAAUUUGAAUAUCCUCACUGGACCGGAUGACGACUACAAGGAGGUGCCGCUUCCCUCGCAAAUCUGCUCUUAUUACGAUGAAACCAAGGACGAGCUUGUAAAUGAGAUUGUUGCCCACGCGGGUUGA
This is a messenger RNA of Ustilaginoidea virens, 1680 nucleotides long. RefSeq lists its product as uncharacterized. Gene Ontology annotation, molecular function: adenylate cyclase binding; actin binding. NCBI's taxonomy places the organism in Eukaryota, Fungi, Ascomycota, Sordariomycetes, Hypocreales, Clavicipitaceae. The transcript has 5 exons. Gene Ontology annotation, biological process: regulation of adenylate cyclase activity; cytoskeleton organization. Gene Ontology annotation, cellular component: cytoplasm. The coding region runs from base 1 to 1680 and encodes 559 amino acids. The record is from RefSeq and is a predicted model, not a curated record.